Messenger RNA from Nanorana parkeri, 2737 nucleotides. RefSeq names its product intraflagellar transport protein 172 homolog. Gene Ontology annotation, molecular function: protein binding. Gene Ontology annotation, biological process: intraciliary transport. Gene Ontology annotation, cellular component: intraciliary transport particle B; axoneme; ciliary basal body. NCBI's taxonomy places the organism in Eukaryota, Metazoa, Chordata, Amphibia, Anura, Dicroglossidae. The record is from RefSeq and is a predicted model, not a curated record.
CCGAACGACGCCCGACGGAGCCCGAGAUCACUGGAGAAUCGUGCGGAAUACAGGGAGCGUUUCUAGAAUGCAGCUGAAACACCUGAAGAGCCUCCUCACCCCACAGGACGGAGCGGCGAAGGUGACGUGCAUGGCGUGGUCGCAGAACAACGCGCGGUUUGCGGUGUGCACGGUGGAUCGGGUGGUUCUCCUCUAUGAUGAACACGGGGAGAGAAGAGACAAGUUCUCCACAAAGCCCGCCGAUGCCAAGUACGGGAAGAAGAGCUACAUGGUGAAAGGAAUGGCCUUUUCCCCCGACUCUACCAAGAUUGCUAUUGGACAGACGGACAACAUCAUCUACGUGUACAAGAUCGGCGAUGACUGGGGAGAUAAAAAAGUCAUCUGCAAUAAAUUCAUCCAGACGAGUGCGAUCACCUGCCUCCUCUGGCCUCUGGAGAACACCGUCGUCUUCGGCCUGGCGGAAGGGAAGGUGCGGAUGGCAAACACCAAAACCAACAAGUCUUCCACCAUUUGCAGUGUGUAUGUGGGAUGUCACAGCGGUAACCUCGUCCUCUCUCUGGGGUCAAGUGUUUCGGGGAAAGGAAUUCUGUCUGGACACGCUGAUGGCACGAUCGUCCGCUACUUCUUCGAUGAUGAGGGAUCCGGGGAAUCUCAGGGGAAGCUGGUUACCCACCCAUGCCCACCUUACGCCCUGGCAUGGGCAUCUAACAGCAUUGUGGCAGGAGGCUGCGACAAGAAGCUGGUGGCCUAUGGAAGGGAAGGGCAGAUCAUUCAGACCUUUGACUACAGCCGGGACCCUGCAGAGAAAGAACUGAGCGUGGCUGUCACCAGUCCCAGCGGCCAGUCCGUGGUUGUCGGCAGCCAUGACAGGCUUCGGGUCCUGAACUGGAGCCUCCGCAGAGGAUUAUGGGAGGAGGCCAAACCCAAAGACAUUCCGCACCUGUACAGCAUCACUGCAUUGGCCUGGAAGAGGGACGGCUCUCGUCUGUGUGCGGGGACGCUGUGCGGAGGAGUGGAGCAAUUCGACUGUUGUUUGCGCCGGUCGUUGUACAAGAAUAAGUUUGAGAUGACCUAUGUGGGCCCCAGCCAGGUGAUUGUAAAGAAUCUCUCCACCGGGACCCGCGUGUUCCUGAAAUCCCGGUACGGCUACGAAGUCAGUGAGGUUAAAAUCAUGGGCAAGGACCAGUACCUGGUGGCGCACACAUCGGACACCUUACUGCUCGGAGAUCUGGGCACCAACCAGCUGAGCGAGGUGGCCUGGCCGGCUUCUGGAGGAAACGAGAAAUUCUUCUUUGAAAAUGAGAAUGUCUGUAUGAUCUUCAAUGCUGGGGAGCUGACGCUGGUGGAGUACGGAAGUUACGAGGUCCUGGGGACUGUCCGCACGGAGUUCAUGAACCCCCAUCUCAUCAGCGCCCGUCUAAAUGAGAGGAAGCAGCGCGGUGUAGAAGACAACAAGAAGCUGGCCUAUCUGAUUGACAUGAAGACAAUUGCUAUAGUGGAUCUAGUCACCGGUUAUAAUAUCGGGAUGGUCACCCAUGACACCAAGAUCAACUGGCUGGAGCUGAAUGAAACUGGCCACAAACUCCUCUUCAGAGACAAAAAGCUUCGGCUGAACCUCUUCGAUGUCUCCGAUGGCCAAAAGACGACCAUUUUGAAUUAUUGCUCCUAUGUGCAGUGGGUCCCGGGAAGUGACGUUGUGGUGGCACAGAACCGCAAUAACCUCUGUGUCUGGUACAAUAUCGAUUCUCCAGAACGGGUCACAAUGUUCCCUAUCAAGGGGGACAUUGUGGACCUGGUGAGAAAUGAAGGAAAGACUGAAGUGACUGUCACUGAAGGGGUUAAUACGAUAUCGUACACCCUGGACGAAGGCCUCAUAGAGUUUGGUACCGCCAUUGAUGACGGAGACUACUACAGAGCUGCAGCUUUCCUGGAGACUCUGGAGAUGUCCUCAGAGACCGAGGCAAUGUGGAAGACCCUCAGCAAACUGGCCCUGGAGGGCCACCAUCUGCAUGUGGCCGAGAGAUGUUUUGCGGCCCUGGGAGACGUCACCAAAGCCAAAUUCCUGCGGGAGACCAAUGAGAUUGCAGAGCAGUCGGCGGCUGAGUAUGGUGGAGAUGGCACCAAGAAUUACAAGGUACAGGCCCGGCUGGCCAUGCUGGAGCACAACUACAAACUGGCUGAGAUGAUCUACCUGGAGCAGAACGCAGUGACCGAGGCCAUGGGCAUGUACCAGGAAUUACACAUGUGGGAUGAAUGUAUCGCUGUAGCAGAAGCCAAGGGUCACCCUGAGCUGGAGAGUCUGAAGCGCAACUAUCUGCGGUACUUGUCGGACAGUCAGCAGGAGGAGAAAGCGGGCGAGGUGCGAGAACAAGAAGGCGACUUUGUCUCAGCUGUCAAUAUGUAUCUGCGUUCCGGACUUCCGGCAAAAGCGGCCCGUUUGUGUAUGAGCCGAGAACAGCUUCUGACCGAUUCCGAGCUCGUUGGGAGGGUCACCGCUGCCUUGAUUAAAGGAGACUUCUACGAGCGGGCCGGAGACUUGUUAGAAAAGAUUAAUAACAGCCGCCGGGCACUGGAAUGUUACUGCAAGGCCAACGCUUUCAGGAAAGCCGUGGAGCUGGCACGCGUGGUGUUUCCUACGGAGGUGCUGAAGCUAGAAGAGUCCUGGGGGGACUUCCUGGUGCAGCAGAAACAGCUGGAUGCAGCCAUCAAUCACUUCAUUGAGGCCGGGUGAGAUAUC